GCGAGCCGGGUCCGCCGCUCUGCGGGCCCCGCCGCAGGUUCCUCCCCAGCUGUCUGGUCGCCGUCGCUCGCCGAGUCUCCGCAGCCUGGGCCGCCGCCGCCAUGGUGUUCCAUUGCCAGCGGGACAGCUGGGCCCGGCAGUUCGCCACCAGGGUACUGUCGUGCCGGGAGGCCGAGCUGCGGCCCGAGGGCGGCGGGGAACCGACGCGCGGCUUCGAGGUGGUGCUGGAGGACACGAUCCUCUUCCCCGAGGGCGGCGGGCAGCCCGAUGAUCGCGGCCUCAUCGGCGCCGUCCCGGUGCUGCGCGUCACCCGGCGCGGCGCCCAGGCCGUGCACUUCGUGGAGACGGCGCUGGAGCCGGGCAGCGCCGUGCUGCUGUCGUUGGACUGGGAGCGCCGCUUCGAUCACAUGCAGCAGCACUCGGGACAGCACCUCAUCACUGCCAUGGCAGAGCGGAUGUUUGGAUUCAAAACAACUUCAUGGGAGCUGGGCCGGCAGCAGAGUGUCAUUGAGCUGGACACCCCCUCCAUGACCACAGAGCAAAUGGAGGCGCUGGAGCAGAGCGUGAAUGAGAAGAUCCGGGAGAGGAUACCUGUGACAGUGCGGGAGCUGGCUGCAGAUGACUCUGAGGUUGAAACAGUGAGAAGCCGUGGCUUACCAGGUGACCACACAGGGCCAGUUCGAGUUGUAGACAUUGAAGGCAUAGACUCCAACAUGUGCUGUGGGACUCAUGUCUCCAACCUGAGUGACUUGCAGGUUAUUAAACUUCUUUGCACAGAGAAAGGGAAAAAGAACAAAACCAACUUGGUUUUCCUGGCAGGAAAUAGAGUGUUGAAGUCAGUUCAACAAAGUCACCGUACUGAGAAGACCCUGACCUCACUGCUGAAAAAUGGACCAGGUGAGCAUGUAGAGGCCGUGAAGAGAUUGCAGAGUUCUGUGAAACUGCUUCAGAAGAAUAAUUUGAACCUGCUAAGAGACAUUGCUGUUUUGAUAGCCCGGGAUUUCAAAAGCAAACCUGUUCAAAGUCCGCUGUUUGUCUUACACAGGAAAGAGGGUGACUCUGAGUUUAUGAACAUCAUCGCUAAUGAGAUUGGGAAAGAGGAUAUCCUGCUGUUCCUGACUGUGGGAGAUGAAAAAGAAGCAGGUCUCUUUCUUCUAGCUGGAUCUGUUGAAGCAGUUGAGAAUUUAGGUCCCAGGGUGGCAGAGCUGCUGGAAGGCAAAGGAGCUGGGAAGCGAGGCCGCUACCAGGGCAAGGCAACCAAGAUGAGUCGUCGGGGAGAAGUGCAAGCUCUGCUCCAGGAAUUCAUCAGUCAACAAAGAGAUGAAGCAUAAAGAAAGAAUUUUAAAAGUAGGGCUGUCGUCCUUGCUUUGUAUGAUCUCCACUAAGUUCUCUCCCAGAAAAUAAAGACAAAAAAAGUCCCAUUUAAAAUCCCAUGGAGUUAGGCAGGACUACUACUCCAUGUCUCUCCAGCUUGCCAUUUCUGCCAGCAGUUCCCAAAGCUGCUACAACUUCAGCUGCAGAAACAAAGGGGGCACUGGAGAGCCAUGGUCAAAAAGCACCCGAUAUGGUCUAGGUAUUGUUUUUUUCCCUCCUAGAACCAGCAUGGCAGGUUUAGUCAAGAUGUUCGUAAUAAACAGAAAAAUAAAGACAGACAAA
Phasianus colchicus (ring-necked pheasant) is the source of this 1656-nucleotide messenger RNA. RefSeq names its product alanyl-tRNA synthetase domain containing 1 (gene AARSD1). The record is from RefSeq and is a predicted model, not a curated record. Gene Ontology annotation, biological process: alanyl-tRNA aminoacylation; regulation of translational fidelity. NCBI's taxonomy places the organism in Eukaryota, Metazoa, Chordata, Aves, Galliformes, Phasianidae. Gene Ontology annotation, molecular function: Ser-tRNA(Ala) deacylase activity; alanine-tRNA ligase activity; nucleic acid binding.